Daldinia childiae is the source of this 978-nucleotide messenger RNA. RefSeq lists its product as uncharacterized. The record is from RefSeq and is a predicted model, not a curated record. The transcript is spliced from 2 exons. The coding region runs from base 1 to 978 and encodes 325 amino acids. NCBI's taxonomy places the organism in Eukaryota, Fungi, Ascomycota, Sordariomycetes, Xylariales, Hypoxylaceae.
AUGUCAGCUCAGCUUACAGAAUUCGAUCGUCGUGGUGACGUCAAACUUCGAAUCGGACAGGAUCACGAUUCGGCGGCCGUCGUCUUCACCGUCUGUUCCAGGUCUCUCGCGCGCGUGUCGCCAGUCUUUGACCGUAUGUUGUACGGAGAUUUCUCAGAAGGGCGAUCCAAUCAAGCCAAGGAUGCCGACGACUGGAUCGUAAACCUCCCCGAGGACAAGCCUGCCGCGAUGGCGCUGCUUCUUUCCAUUACGCACGCACACUUCGAUCAGAUACCAAAGACGCUUUCCGUCAACGAGCUGUACGAUUUGACUGUCUUGUCGCACUUUUACGAUGCUACACGCACCCUAGGCCCAUGGUCAAAUAAGUGGAUGGCGACGGUAGAGAAGUUGGAGCGAGAAUCGCACGAGCUAAUGCCAAAGAUAUUAUGGAUUUCGUGGGAGUUAGGUUGGAAAAAUACUUUCUCGGCUUUGUCUAGGAGGAUGGUUUUGGAGUGUGAGGCGGCGAUAUUUUCUACCGGCGAGGAUCAAAUUCAAUAUCCGCCUGAUAUCAUCGAACGUAUCUCGACGAUUCGUGUCCAGACGCUUCGAGCUUUACUAGGUAUAUUUGGGGAGAUGAUUGAAAACCUUGCUGUGGUCGACGAGAAACCAAGGUGGUGCCGUCACGCUGUUUGGAUGGGCCCUCACAGGUGCGAGUCGAUGAUUCUCGGUUCUAUAACCUUCUGCUUGAUAAGGGCAGGUCUUUGGCCGCUCCCCGACGCCGAUGAAGUAGAAGAGAGUGUGAUGGCUAUUUAUUCGAAGAUGACCAAUCUCAUUAUUCACGAUAUUGGUGCGGCUGAUAAUUCUCGGGUCGAUCAUAACGAGUGCAAUCCAGGACCAUUCCUACUCGACCGAGUUCAGACGGUAAUGGGCGAGAUAUCAAAUCCUGUAACUACUCUCCAUGCAGAAUAUAUGGAGAAACAGAUGCGAAAGUUAAACUGA